Messenger RNA from Cladophialophora bantiana CBS 173.52, 1938 nucleotides. RefSeq lists its product as uncharacterized. Gene Ontology annotation, cellular component: nuclear envelope; meiotic nuclear membrane microtubule tethering complex. The transcript has a single exon. The record is from RefSeq and is a predicted model, not a curated record. Gene Ontology annotation, molecular function: protein-membrane adaptor activity. Gene Ontology annotation, biological process: nuclear envelope organization. The coding region runs from base 1 to 1938 and encodes 645 amino acids. Lineage: Eukaryota; Fungi; Ascomycota; Eurotiomycetes; Chaetothyriales; Herpotrichiellaceae.
AUGGCGCCUCGUCGAUCCACGGCGAGGACGUUAAGUGCGACGCCUGUACGUGCAACUUCACCGGCAAAACGCUCGACUCGUGCGGGCAGUGCCAUCGCCACCGAGGAUGUCAUCUCGCGGCGAGUCACUCGAGGAACUUCUCAACAACCAAGCCUAGCAGAUGGUAAUGUCAACAACCCGAGACUCCCUGAAGUGCAAAUUCAGCAGUCUUAUGCCUAUGGAUCUAGCAAAACUCCCGUGCUACCCACCCAGUUGGUCGCGCGCAGGAGGAUGAACUUGCGGGAAAUGGCCGAAACCAUCGACGCAGGAGUCGAACAAGCGCAGCAACAUCUUCAAAACCAUAUCGAAGAGACUCAUGCAAAUCUGCAGAAGGAUUCUCGGGCCGAAAGGGCUUGGCGAAGAGCUUCCCGCGAACCUUCUCAGGAUGCCUCCGUGGCUAGCGAUGAGCAACAGCGGAGUCAACGGGUAGCAGCAUGGGCCAGCUCUUUGGAUGAUAACAGCCGAAAUGGGAUACCGGAAGAAGGUCAAGAAGCGGGAGAAAGAGAAGAAGAUGAUGAAGGCGAAGGCGAAGAGAGCGUGGCUCGGAGCACCCCUGACAAUGAUACCGACAAGGAAACAGACCCCUCCAGCUUCCCCAGCGGGAUAUUCGAUCACAGUUACAAUUACGAGCGGGGGAUCCGAAAACCAAACGUCACAAUUCGAGAACGGCAAGACUCAUGGGUUCAAAAAGCGUGGAACAGCAGCAAAGAUGCUGUCCAGCAAAUCCGACAGAGCUCAUCAAAUAUCUUGUUUUCGAUAUCAGACUGGUCCACACGAUUAUUGCGGGUCAGUGGUAGAGCAAUCCGAGACUUCCCAAAUUCGCCUCUUGUUCCCAUCAUGACCAGCAUUGUUUUCGCUUUGCUUUUCAUCGGCGGAGCAAGCCUUCUGUUAUGUUACACCUACACUAAUUUUAUUUGCGAACCUCUAUCAACUUCUCCUGUUGGCCUGACUCUUCAGAAAUACUGCGGAACAUGCACACGGAGCCCGAGCGCGGCGACUCUCAAUCUCACAGUCGGCAAUGGAAAUGACCUGUCCAAACUCACAUCGGCAAUCAACAACAUCAACCAACAACUUCGGAUCCUCGAAACACGAUUAACCGAAAAAAUCGAGACACAAUAUGCAGCGAUUGAUAAUGACGUUGAAGCCCUCAAAAGACAACAUUCAGAGUUGUCAAGUCACAUAGCAGGAUUGAAAAAGGGGGUUGGAUCGAGAACCUUGUCUGGCGAUGUUGCCUCUCCGGUCAUUCCCAAAGUCAACUAUUUCUCACCCAAUAACGGAGCCAUGGUUGAGCCGCGACUAACUUCGCCAACUAUGCAAAAGCCGCUGACACUUGCGCGCCGAGUGCUGUUGCGAAUGCUUUUGUCGACGCGGUAUGUGACCCGGCCACCAAUUACAGCUCUCACUCCAUGGCAAGAUGCGGGAGAUUGUUGGUGCGCCUCAGCUGUGCCCGGUGACAACCAAGAACAAGGACAUGAGACGCUGAGACUAGGCGUGAGAGUGAUAGAAAUGAUCUAUCCCACCGAAGUGGUGAUUGAAAACUACCCCAGCGCUGGUUCUAUGUUGCCAGGGUCAACUCCCAAAACCAUCGAACUGUGGGCCGACUUUGAACAGCUGGACAGUCUCGAGUGGGAGAAGCUCAAUAUCAGGUCGAUGCAAGGCGUGACGGGAAAUCCCUUUGGACCAACCUACGCACUGCUCGGCAAGAUGGAAUACGACGCGUCGAGCGAAGCGAGUCAUGUCCAGUCAUUUCCACUGGACGUGAACCAAGGCUCGUUGGCGUACGGGGCGCAAAAUUUCGUGGUGAGGGUGAUUGGGAACUACGGCGCGGAGUUUACUUGUUUGUAUAGGGUUAGGUUGCACGGCGUUCCGGUUUUUGGGCGCGAACAGGGAGACUCAUGA